CUUCUGCAAUGGAUCGCAACACAAGCAACCAACAUCAGUAUGGAGUUAUGGAGACCGCGGACCGAAAUACUGAUUUGUCCUGCAUAUCCGCAAUUCUAUCAUGUUUCGUUCUCUCAGUGAUGUACGUCGCGAGUUUAUAUGUAUGGAGUUCUCCUCACAGUAGGGACCAUCCAUCAGUAAUAAAAAAAAGAUUUUUUAGUAUUUUUAUUGUGUCUCUCAUAUCUCCUGCAUUAUUGUAUUUUGGAAUGAAUGAGAAAGUAUUUGAAAAGGCAACAAUAUGGCAAUUAUUGGGUCUACGAUGGUGUGGUUUAAUUCAAGCAAUUGUGAUACCAUUGUUAUUAACAAUGAUACUAUUUCUAGGGCCAUUAUGUGUACAAGGUUUCAAUGGACAUUUGAGAUAUACUGAGCCUAAUUAUUGGCUUGUAUGGUGGAGAAAUCUAAUAGUUGCUCCUCUGGCUGAGGAAUGGACAUUUAGAGCAUGUAUGUUACCAUUGCUUUUGCAAUGUUUUACACCAACUGCUGCCAUAUUUAUAUGCCCCUUAUUUUUUGGAGUUGCUCAUUUUCAUCAUGUAGUAGAUACGGUUAAAGCAGGCAUAAAUCUUAAACGUGCAUUUUUUUUAUCUUGUUUUCAAUUUGCCUAUACAACAUUGUUUGGAGCAUAUGCAGCUUUUCUUUUUGCUAAAACAGGGCAUUUAGCAGCACCAUUUACAGCACAUUGUUUUUGUAAUCAUAUGGGAUGUCCUGAUCUUUCUGAAGUAGUAGCAGUUAAGGAUCCUUUAAAAAGAGCUGGUUUGUUUUCUUUAUUUGUACUUGGAUUGGUAGCUUGGUGUUUUUUAUUAACACCAAUGACAAAUCCAAGAUUAUUUUAUAAUAAUUUAUUUUAG
This is a messenger RNA of Habropoda laboriosa, 884 nucleotides long. It is a transcript of the gene Sras, whose product is annotated as CAAX prenyl protease 2. The record is from RefSeq and is a predicted model, not a curated record. The transcript is spliced from 6 exons. The coding region runs from base 9 to 884 and encodes 291 amino acids. Gene Ontology annotation, biological process: CAAX-box protein processing. Gene Ontology annotation, cellular component: endoplasmic reticulum membrane. Gene Ontology annotation, molecular function: metalloendopeptidase activity. NCBI's taxonomy places the organism in Eukaryota, Metazoa, Arthropoda, Insecta, Hymenoptera, Apidae.